Pisolithus orientalis is the source of this 1318-nucleotide messenger RNA. RefSeq lists its product as uncharacterized. The transcript has 8 exons. NCBI's taxonomy places the organism in Eukaryota, Fungi, Basidiomycota, Agaricomycetes, Boletales, Pisolithaceae. The record is from RefSeq and is a predicted model, not a curated record. Gene Ontology annotation, molecular function: FAD binding; D-amino-acid oxidase activity. The coding region runs from base 191 to 1318 and encodes 375 amino acids.
GGGGCAAAAGUCGACAAGCUUUGCAUUGUUUCCUGCUACUAUACACGAUACAGCUGAGCCCAGAAUUUCUUAUGAAAGAUGCGUAGACAGGUCUGCCAACGUUGGGACUCGCAGCUACCUUUUCAGGGGCAGGUACCAAUACAGUCCAGCGUGGCCCCUGGCGGGGAUUCUUGCUGGACUUACAUCAAUAAUGAUGCAGCGAGAUAGUGAGGCGACCAAAGACAUCGUCGUCAUCGGGGCAGGGGUCGUAGGCUUGUCCACCGCCAUUAGAAUCCAGGAAAAGGGUGGUUAUCGAGUUACGAUCAUUGCCGAGACCUUCCCGAUUGACUCAAAGAAUAUACGAUACACCAGCCACUGGGCCGGUGCACAUCAUGUCAGUGCGGCUUUUGAUGAUAAGCGUCAACGAGAGAUGGAUAAGGAGACCUUUGAGAUCAUGUGGAAAGAUUCGGCACAUGGCAGACCAAUACAAGGAUGUUUCCUUCGACAUUACCACACAGAAUUCAGAUCUGACGGAGUGGACCCUACAGAAUGGCUUGAUUACAUGCCAGAAUUCAGAUCCGUUUCUAAUAACGAACUUGUUCCCGGAGCGACCCACGGUUGGACCUUCACCACCUUCACCUUGUACCCACCUGUAUACCUCAAUUGGCUCCUGAACCGCUUCUUAACCGACGGAGGUACGAUUGUACGUGCACAGUUACAGCACAUUAGCCAGGCGAUGCAAGGCGGUAUCAGUGGCUUGCCUCAGAAACCUGAUGCUAUAGUUGCCUGUGUUGGUCUCGGAGCCCGCUUCCUCGGAGGUAUCGAAGACAAGGAAGUCUACCCCGUUCGCGGACAAACUAUCGCUCUGAGGGCACCAUGGGUGAAGUAUGGCAGAACACUGUCAUGUGCGGACGGAUCAUACUUCUACAUGAUGCCUAGAGUCACUGGUGAUGUCCUGGUGGGAGGAAUCAGAGUGGCAAACGACUGGUUCCCCGUACCCCGAGAGGAAGACAGAAGCUAUGUAUUGGCAGGAGUUCUCGCCAUAUGUCCUGAACUUGCACCGCCGGAAGUCCGCGCGGAACGGAUGCCAACGAUAGACGAUCUUCGACCCCUUAUCGUAGAGGAAGGCUGUGGUCUUCGUCCUGGUAGGAAGGGUGGAAUUCGACUGGAGGCGGAAUGGUUCGAAGCCAGUCCCCAGACCAAAAUUCCGGUUGUAUACAAUUAUGGGCACGCUGGUAUGGGCUUCCAAUCCUCUUGGGGAUCGGCGUCAAUUGCUUUGGACCUCUUGGAGGAGACACUCGCAGGCGGAAAACUCGACACUAAUAAGGGCACAAACUAA